Messenger RNA from Alligator mississippiensis (American alligator), 3263 nucleotides. Its product is annotated as growth hormone secretagogue receptor type 1. Lineage: Eukaryota; Metazoa; Chordata; Crocodylia; Alligatoridae. The record is from RefSeq and is a predicted model, not a curated record. Gene Ontology annotation, biological process: G protein-coupled receptor signaling pathway. The coding region runs from base 1644 to 2693 and encodes 349 amino acids. Gene Ontology annotation, cellular component: plasma membrane. Gene Ontology annotation, molecular function: G protein-coupled receptor activity. The transcript is spliced from 2 exons.
GAAUAAGAGUAAUGUUCUUAAAACUUAUUAACUUCAGUAUUGUUGAUGAAGCAAAAAAGUCUCAGGCCAGGUUUCUGAUGGCCUGAAAAUGCUGGAAGGUGCUGGAAGUGGGAUUUUCUAAAGCUAAGGAUCUCUGAUGUCACAACAGACAUUUUCCUAAUAUAAGCCUAAACCGUGGCCUCCUAAUGAAGCAGUCACACUGAGUUCGCAGCUCUCAUCCCAAGUACCAGUCACUGGCAGAUGGUACACGGUUAUUAGAACAAAUGCAAAUCAAAACAGUAAAAGAUGAGGAAAUGGAACAGAAAAUACUUAUUUGCUUCUUGGGAGUUUUAAUUUCUUGCUGUCCAAAUGCUCGAUUUCCAGGAACAUAUUGAAAGCACUGUAUCCCUGUGUCAACAAACACACUUGCAGUCUUUCAGCUGAGUGAGAUAUGACAGUAUCCAAAGUCUCACUGUUUCAGGGCCUAUAGUCCCUUCUUGAUGUUUGGCAUGGCACCAGCUACACACCUCAGGCACUUAAUACAUAAUUAUUUCUGAUCUCUUCUGAAGUGGAAAGUAAAUCAAAUGCUAAGUGCACUGUCUCAUUUUGAAAAGUGAUGUUCAAACAAACACUCUGCCAGCUAUCAUGAUAACCUUAUUAAAACACAGUCAGUCCAAACUUCUCACUCUGUGACAUAUGUUCUGGAGGAGACCUAGGGAAAAAGACCCUAAACAAACACAGGACAAUGGAAAAUUACAUCAUUGGCCUGAGCGGUCUAAUUAAAUUUCCAAUAUCAAAAUGCUCCUCUAACCUCCCUGAUAACUGAACAAAAGGUGAGAGAGAAAAGCAGAGUGGAGCUGAAGCAUUUAACAGCGUCAAACUGGGAAUAGAUGGAAAAGGUGGAAGAUAAAUGACAAAAAAAAUCUGCAUAAUAGUCUUCCUUUAAAGGAAGUGUACUGAAAGAUUAAAAUACCCCAGAAGAUCACUUCAGAAACUGUGAAACUACACAAGGCCAGCAAUCUGCUACCACAAAGAAUAUGUUUUGUUCUUUCAGGUGAGAGCCAUUUUUCACGUAGCAAAUGAUGCACCCAGAUCUCUGUCUGGCACAAGGACUCCUUGCAAAUUGAGCUGCUGCUUGGAAAGUUCUUCAGAAAGGCUGUCUUCACUGCCAAGAGGUUUUUUUGAUUUCUAAGGAAUCUGGCAAACUUUGAAGAGAUAACAAUGAUUUCCUUUCCUCCUUGUGUCUGCAUCCAUUAAUACGGACUGUAUUUGAAUCAACAUUAUUUUCUGACUGUGAUAGUUCACAAAAUUGCUUUAUACCUUAAGCUUUCAAGAACUGUGGAAUUUACUAGAUAGGAACAUCAGUUGCAAGCUGCCUGAAGCACAAGGUAAAAAUAUAAAUGUGUUUAUCUGUCUCUCUCUUCCAAAAUGUUGGGUGUAUAUGCUAAUUUUUCUCUGUCAUUUUUUAGCUUCAUCUAAUAUUUUUAUGAAAAAUAAUUUUGGAUUUGUAUAAGAGGCAAGCAAUACAAGGGAUGAAGUCAAAUCUUCUAGCACAUUUUUCAGUCUUUGGAAACUACGUAGACUGUGGAUCAUAGUUAUCAUGAGACUGGUUUCUAUCAAACGGUAAUGCAAAGCCAACUCUACGUUUCACGUUGAGACCAGAAAUGGGUUCCAUCACAAAUGACAGCCAUUUUAUAAAUGAUACGGACUACUAUGAAGAACAAUCAUCAUCUUUAUUUGACAUUCACAUCCUGGUACCUGUAACUAUAAUUUCCAUCAUUUUGUUUUUCUUGGGUGUCACUGGGAAUGUGAUAACAAUAUUCAUUUUCAAACAGCGUAGGGAAAUGAGAACUACAGUUAACAUGUACUUAUCCAGCAUGGCCCUCUCAGACAUUUUGAUCUGCCUUGGUCUGCCUUCGGAUUUGUACAGGAUUUGGAAAUACAGGCCAUACAUAUUUGGUGAUUUUCUCUGCAAAUUUGUGUUUUACCUCAGUGAAACCUGCACUUAUUGCACCAUAUUGCACAUCACUGCUCUAAGCGUGGAAAGGUAUUUUGCAAUAUGCUUUCCUUUGAAAGCCAGAACCACAAUCACUAAAUGCAGGGUGAGAGGGGUCAUUCUUGGGUUAUGGGUUUGGUCACUACUGACUGCCGGCCCUAUUCUGUUCUUGUUUGGUGUGGAACAUCGCAAUGGAAGCCUGCCCGAUGAAACCAGGGAAUGCAAGUACAUAGAGCACUUGGCCCGCACAGGCCUUUUAGAAACAAUGACUUGGGUCUCCACCAUUUAUUUCUUCCUACCAAUUCUGUGCUUGACUCUGCUCUAUGGACUCAUAUGCAGAAAGCUCUGGAGCAGCAGGCACAACCUGAGAGGGCCCCAGGCAGCAAGCAGAGAAAAAUACCACAAGCAAACCAUCAAAAUGCUGGCAGUAGUAGUUCUGGCCUUUGUGUUGUGUUGGCUGCCAUUUCACAUUGGUCGAAUCCUCUUCGCCCAGACUGAAAUCAUCCUGUACGAUGUCACUCAGUAUUUCAACCUCAUCUCCAUGAUUCUCUUUUACCUUGGAGCAUCUAUAAAUCCAAUACUUUACAACGUCAUGUCACAAAAAUACAGACAAGCAGUGAGCAAAAUCCUGAAUUAUGGCCAGGUCUGGCAUUCCAGAAGCUUGACAAGGAGUGAAAAGACUUCUCUUGAAGGUACGGAGGUCAGUUCUUUCGUGUAAACAGUUCACACAUCUACUUUACUUCAGCAUCCUACACACCCAGGUUUUUGGUUGUCUAAUGCAUGGCUGAAUCAUAGGUCAACAUUAAUCCCAGGUACUAGUGCACAUUGUAGCUGGAGGUUGUGGGGGUGUUGGGGAGAGAAAAAAAGUUCACUGCUCAUGUCUUUAUACAAAAUCUGCUUUAUUGACAUUGCCAUUGCUUAUGCUUCAGGGUGAGGCAAGUAGCAUUGCCUGCAAUAUAUAAUGUAAAAAUUGAAACUAUUCCCAUAACCACUUGCAGAAGCCUGUUCUCUCUGAAGUUCCGGGCUUCAAGCAAAUGCCUCUACACAUUGUUCCAACUAUCCAUAAAACUCAUUAGUGGAUUUGUUUCAAGAACUUCCAAGAUCACAGAUUUUGAGUUUGAUACAAAAAAUUAUGCAGCAGCAUAAUUCAAUUUGUUAGUUUCUCUUUGAUGAAAGCUAAUCAAGAUACUAUAGAACUGAAUCCAACUUUUUUCUUUUAUUAAUUGGAAGAGAACAACCUGGGCUGCACCUCAAAAGGAAACGGAUAAGAAAGUAUUCAACUCGUCAG